AUGGGUCUUUUAAUAUCGUUGCUAUCAUUGCCUAAAAUUUAUGAAAAAUUAUUAGACUUUCAUAAUUCAAUUAAUGGUAAUUGGUUUCAAUAUUUUCAAUUAUUGUACAAAUUUUGGUCUAACAGAUCUAACUGUAGAUUUGAUUUAUACGAUGUUAACAAAUAUGACAACCCGUAUGCACUGGGAGUUUUGCCGCCUAAACAGGAAUGGCUAUAUGAGUGUCCACAAUGGAAUAAAUCUGAAAAUAUUGUCAUAUAUGGGAGCAAUACAUGGGGACAGUUAGUGUUGAUUGCCAUCAAAUGGCGACCACAGACAACCGUCAAUCACAACCGUCCCAGUGCUCACAUACAGCUUAUCAUAAAAGAUGAUAAUGAUAUCUACUAUGAGCUCAAUGAACAACAAUCGUUGGCCAGUGUGGUCGGUGGUAGUGAUGGUUAUAAAUCCCAGACCGCAUCGGCAGCCGUCUAUCGUAUCGCCGGAUUAACAAUUGAAGUGUUGGAACCGUUCAGGAAAUUACGGAUCAAAUACAGAGGAUAUCUUCGGAGGAAAUGUAGUACAGAAGAAGUUGAUGAACAGUCACCACUAGUAUACACAAAGUUGACACUGUUUUGGUCAUCGUUGACCAAUGUGUACGACUUUGUCGGCUGUUACGACACCGGCUAUUUGGCCAAACAGUUGAGCGGCUCAGGUGUUAGACAACCGAUGGACAAUACAAACAUUGAUGAAUUCAGACACGAACAGUGCGGUCAUAUGACAGGUUCGGUACAAUUUGAUGAGACCAUAGCCUCAGCCGACAAUACUAGACAAUUGUCACUGUGGGGCACCAAAUUGAAACACUAUGUCACAGACGAUACAGGUGCUGGUGAUACCGGUGCUGAUGCUGCUGUUGUCGGCAAAGCGACCCGUAUUUAUGGUCUAAAUUGUAAAGGAUUUGGAUUUCAUAUAAGUGCUCGUCGUUAUCAUAAUUAUUGCCUACAAACCGGUUACGUUACACUGGGAUCGGGACUAUUGUAUACAACAUCGGCAAUAAGUGGCACAACAUUUAACGAGUUAGAGUCGGCCGGUUUGGGACCAAAUAGUUUGCGGUUUACUGUUGAAGUUGACGAACAAAAUCGUCAACUAGUGGUUGAUAUAGACAAGUCUAGAGACAAAUAUGGCGAUCAGUUUAUGGUGUGUGACAUGACUUUAAACGGACAUAAAGGUGUUUGUCUAGUCAUCCGUGAGUGCUGUCUAGAGAACGAUAGCACUGGCAGUAAAAUACCCGAACUGUUAGCCGAUGAUAGCGGCAGCCGUGUAUGGGAUUUAGUGGUAAACAUUGGCGAUGACAGUGCAAAACACGUGUCCAUUAGCGGUGGUAAAGGCGCGUCAUUGGCCUCAUUGAUACAAUUGUCGCGCACGUCGUGUAGACCCGGGUUUGUCGUACCCGAUGGUGUGAUUGUGACUACCAAUGCCUACAAUGUGCUCAUCGAUAGUUCAAAUGUGUUGCAACAGGAAAUUGAUCGAUUGGAAAAAUUAGCAUGGUCCGACUCUAGAGAUAGUCUGAAAACUGUUUGCCAAGAGGUUAGCCAAACAGUAGCCUCGUAUGCAAUACCCGAGAAUAUUAGAGAAGAACUCAGUGUAAAACUGGCCAAACUUUUUGGCGAUAACUACCAAUCGCUGCGAUUUGCUGUCCGAUCGUCGGCGUUGACCGAAGACUCAGAGGACAUGUCAACUGCCGGUCAGAUGACUACACUGUUGGGUGUACGCGGUUUGGACAGUAUAGCUUCAGCGGUGAUGAAAUGUUGGGCAUCACAGUUUCAGUACGUAGCCGUCGAGUAUAAGCGCGGUUACGGCCAACCAAUCAACUGUCCGAUGGCUGUUGUUGUCCAGCAAAUGGUUAACUGCGAAUCGGCCGGCGUUGUCUUUACGUGCGAUCCACUGACCGGCGACGAACGUGAGCUAAUUAUUACCGGCAACUACGGUAUUGGCGAAAGUGUAGUGUCGGCCAGUGCCGAACCAGACACUGUUAGACUACGGGUGGCCAUCGAUGCUAUUGAUAACUGUCGAUCUAUUGCUGAUAUUAAGAGUAUAGACAUUGGAUCCAAACUAAAAUCUAUUGUCCUCAACACCGAUGAUGACAAUAGUAUCGGUGUUCGUGAAAUCGAUACCAAUAAUAAUAAUAAUAUUAACAAUGACCAGUGCUGUCUGAGCGACACAAUGUGCAAACAGUUGGGCACAAUAUCCUUACAGGUGCACCAAUACUAUGGCAAUCCUCGUGAUAUUGAAUGGGGUGUCAUCGGUGAUACGGUCUAUUUGUUACAGUCCCGUCCCAUAACCAAUCUGAACAAAUGGACCGAUUGGGAGAUUAGACACGAAAUGGAUUCUGGCCAUCAAUCUGAACGGGAAUACUAUAGUCGGGCCAAUGUUGGCGAAGUGUUUCCCGGCGCAACAUCGCACCUGUGCCUGUCAUGGCUGACCACUACCUGGAAUGCCAACGGAUUUAGAGAUUGGAGUAAAAUAUUUCAUUUUCCUAAACACGAGUUCACUGUACACUAUAAUAAAGGGGGCGGUAUUGUCAACAAUGCCUACUUUUUCUUAUUGAAAACCGGCACUUUUCCAAUUGUUGGCGACGGCAAAAAUCGUAUGGCCCGUAUGAUACAGAUUGGUUUAUUUGGACACGAAUUGGAUGAGGAACAGUAUCCCGAUCUGUUUGUCGACUCCAGCGAUAGGGCACCCAAACGAUCGAUACCGUUGUGGGUGAAAGUCCAACUGGCCAUCGGAUCGGUUAAGUACUUUUUGACACCCGAGCGUACACUUCGACAGGCUAUCGAUUACGGCCGCAAACAUACCGAUCUGUUUGAUGGUAUGUGUCAGCUGACAUCACGUGAUAUGUUUGAUGCUAUUAUCCGAAGUGGUCAUCACUCGGGGAAAGUUAGCUACGCACACGGCAAGGCAACCAUGUGUUCGACCAUUUUUACCGCUUUACUAUUGGAUAGUAUCAAAAAGUUUAGCAAUAGUGAUAAUAAUAACGGAGUUAGCGCGUACGCCGAUUUUGGUCGACUAGUUUCGUGUGCCAAUGGUAAAGUAAUCAGCGCUCAGGUACCCAAACAGAUCAGGGAGAUUGCCAAUGCUAUCGAUAAUAAGGGCCAGUUUAUCGAGUUGAGUGAUGAACGGGCGUUGGAGUAUUUGCUAAACUCCGAUACCGGAGCUGCCAGUCGAUUGUUUAAACAAUUUUUGGUAGAUUAUGGGCACAGGGGUUAUAAGGAGUUUGAUUUUAUUGUACAACAAUGGGCUGAUAAUCCCGUUACUGUUGUCCAGUCUAUCAAAUCAAUGAUUAAUGGAAAUCAAGUAUUGAAUCCUAAAAGUGAUGAAUCGCUGGAUGAAGUAUUGAAUUCAUUUAGUACACCGUUAUCAUGGUUUAGGCGACUAAUGCUCAAGUAUGUAUCGAUACCGUUAUGCCAAUGGGGUGUCAGUCUCAGGGAACGGACCAAACACGAAGUGGUACGCACUGUCGAUGUCUAUCGUAAAGCCUGGUGGCGAUUGGCCGGUCAAAUGGUCCGGGAGGGCCGACUACCGGAGCCAGUGCUGAUGUUUCAUAUGACACUCAACGAAAUUGAUCAGUUGCUGCUGCACAGGGAUUCUGCUAUAGUAGGUAGGGCUCGAUUGCGUAGAAAACUAUUUCCACAAUUAGAUAGUCUUAAGUUUGAUGAAACAACUAUCGGACCGUAUAUUAGGCCACGAAAUGAUAUCUCAAACAAUGGCCUGGAUAUACCGGAACCAAUGGAUGGGCAGUCAGUUCGAGCUAAAGGUACGCCAGUAAGCGCUGGCAAAGUAAUAGGUCGGUGCUGUGUAGCCAUGAGCUUGGAUGAGGCCCGAAAUAUUGAGCAUGGUGAUAUUUUAAUAACAUACAGUACGGACAUUGGCUGGAGUCCCUAUUUCCCGAUGUUGUCCGGUUUGGUUACCGAAAUUGGUGGACUCAUAUCGCACGGUGCAGUGAUUGCCCGCGAAUACGGUUUGCCAGGUUUGGUGGCCGUAGACGGCGCCCAUCGGCUGUUCAAAACAGGCGAUCGGGUAGUGAUUGAUACGGAAAUCGGAGAAAUUUAUAAAUUACAAUAA
This is a messenger RNA of Oppia nitens, 4095 nucleotides long. Its product is annotated as prodigiosin synthesizing transferase PigC-like. The record is from RefSeq and is a predicted model, not a curated record. The transcript has 11 exons. Gene Ontology annotation, biological process: phosphorylation. Lineage: Eukaryota; Metazoa; Arthropoda; Arachnida; Sarcoptiformes; Oppiidae. Bases 1 to 4095 code for a protein of 1364 amino acids. Gene Ontology annotation, molecular function: ATP binding; kinase activity.